CCAGUCAGGCCAGCAAACAAGGUUAAGCUUAAUGUUUCUGGACAAGAGAAACUUGUCCACAUUUCUCCACAUGUAACUUGUUCUUUUUACCUGCAGGUUACGCCCGCAUUGUGUUGGCUCUGGUUUCCUUCUACCUGAUGCCCUGCUGUCCGUGGCCCGCCGUCUUCUGCUACCUGCUCAGUGCUCUGCUUGAUGCUUUUGAUGGCCACGCUGCACGGGCACUCAAUCAGUCCACUAAGUUUGGAGCCAUGAUGGACAUGCUGACUGACCGCUGUGCCACCAUGUGUCUGCUGGUGAAUCUGUCCCUGCUCUACCCCUCCUACACUUUCCUGUUCCAGAUCAGCAUGUGUGUGGACAUAGCCAGCCACUGGCUGCACCUGCACAGGUACACUAUUAUCAAGACAAGUCUCUGUCCUCACAUGGAUUUAACCCCCAGGGUGACUGUUGCUUGCAGAAUAGAUUCUCUGCCAUGUGGAUGAGG
Molecule: messenger RNA, 481 nt
Organism: Epinephelus moara (kelp grouper)
Lineage: Eukaryota; Metazoa; Chordata; Actinopteri; Perciformes; Serranidae
Product: CDP-diacylglycerol--inositol 3-phosphatidyltransferase-like
Exons: 2
Coding region: 138-479 (113 amino acids)
Biological process (GO): phosphatidylinositol biosynthetic process
Cellular component (GO): Golgi apparatus; membrane
Molecular function (GO): CDP-diacylglycerol-inositol 3-phosphatidyltransferase activity
Source: RefSeq, a predicted model, not a curated record